Molecule: messenger RNA, 2449 nt
Organism: Penaeus vannamei (Pacific white shrimp)
Lineage: Eukaryota; Metazoa; Arthropoda; Malacostraca; Decapoda; Penaeidae
Product: monocarboxylate transporter 12-B
Biological process (GO): transmembrane transport
Cellular component (GO): membrane
Molecular function (GO): monocarboxylic acid transmembrane transporter activity
Source: RefSeq, a predicted model, not a curated record
AUUUUAGGCUCGGCAGCCGAGUUGCCUUUCAAGCAAAGUCAAAUUGUGCCGAACCGAAUGAAACUCUUUACAUGCCCUUGGAUAAAACUAUCCGAGAUGCUCGUUGGUUCAAGACGCGGCGGCCGGGCGAGCAGGUCCUGUGUUCCUCGCCUCUCCUGACUACACACUCAUCCUCAGCGUGGUUCGGAGGAGGAGUUCCUUGAGAGGAGAACUUUAAGGUUAUUGUGGCUUACGCGCUGAAGGUGCCGGAGAUACAGUAGGUGGAGUGAUUGGCAGGGAUUGCGGGCUAGAAAUGGGAUUCGUGUUUCUCGUGUGUGAAUUCGCAAUGGAAAGUUUUGAAAAUAACGAUGCUUGGUAAGGAUUUAUAUGGCUAGCGAAUCUGCUAUACAGGUAGAAAAAUAAUUGCACUCACAUUCGCAAAGAGAAGAGCAGUAAGGGAUGGAAAAAUAAGAAAAUACGAAUAAAAGAAGAAAGAGUGAAAGUUGUGAAAGUGGAGAAAGAGAAGAUAAGGAGAGCAAUUAGAUCAUUUCCCCCAGCAAUAAGAGCAGCCAUGCCUUCUAAUUCCCAAGCGAGGGCGGGGAGACAGAGCGAGAGUUCACCGAAGGACAACGACGCCUGUUGCGACCCUCUCCUCGGCUCCGACGGCGCGCCAAUCAUCCACUUAAAAAGCGCAGAGACACCGAGAGAAAAGGAGAAAGAAGAAGAAAGCAGCACGCAGGGAGACGAAGACGAGAAUGAACAAGGGCAAGAUGAGGACGACGACUUUCCUGACGGAGGCUGGGGCUGGGUCGUGACCUUCGGCUGUUGCAUCAUCGCGGCCCUGGUGAACACGGUGGGGCCCUGCUUCGGGAUCCUCUUCUCGCGCUUCCUGAAGGACCUCGGCACGUCCUCCGUCAACGUCGCCUGGAUCUACAACGCCAGGGCCUUCACCCUGAGCCUCACGCAGCUCCUCCUGGGGCCUCUGGUGCUCGAGCUCGGCUGGCGGAGGCUGGCCUUCUGCGCCGGCCUCCUCGUCGCCUUCGGCUUGGGCGCCUCCGCCUUCGCCGUCUCCGCCGUGUACCUGCUCUUCUCCUAUUCGCUGAUGACAGGUAUCGGCAGCGGCCUGGAGGUGGGUCUCCUGUUCACCAUCAUCCCGCACUACUUCAGGAGGAAACGGGGCAUCGCGAACGCGCUCAUGAACCUGGGCAUCAGCACGGGGCAGAUGGCCGGCCCACUGCUCAUCAGCUACUUGCAGGGCGUCUACGGGUUCUGCGGGAGCACCCUCAUCCUGUCGGCCAUCGUGCUCAACUGCUGCGUCGGCGCCUCGGUGUUCCACCCCGUGGAGUGGCACACGAAGAGGAGACGAAGCAGGAAGAAGAGCGAGGCGGAGCGCGGACUCGUUCCCGAGGAGGAGAAGGGAGCGCUCAAGGCGGCGGCGCGCUUUUUCUGCCACGUCUUCCAGAACCUCAAGUUGCUCAGGUCUCCGAGGGUGCUCGUCAUCGCCCUGGGCUCCUCCCUCAACACCACGGGGUUCCUCAACUUCCUGAUGAUGGCGCCCUUUGCCCUGCAGGCCGCCGGACACAGCCUGGAGGAGUCCUCGUGGUGCAUGUCUGUGUUCGGGCUGUGCAACCUGGUCAUGCGGCUCCUGGUGUCCUCGCUGACGGACUGGCCCAGGUUCAGCAAGCGCGGGUGUUACAUGGCCGGCACAGCCUUAGCGUUCGUCUCUGUUAUUACAUUCAGCUUCUUGCGGGACCUCACGUGGGCGAAAGUGGUGAUGGGGCUGUGGGGCUGUGGCGUGGGCAGCUUCAUGGGUAUCCACAGCUUAAUAAUGGUCGAGUAUGUUGGCCUUGAGAAACUUGUGUCCACGCUGGGGGUCUGCGGCAUCACGAAUGGCCUCUGCUUCAUCCUCGUCGGCCCCCUCAUUGGCGUGAUCCGCGACGUGAGCCAGAGCUACGCCGUGAGCAUGUGGGCGCUGUCCGGCUGCUUCGCGACCAGCUUCGGCCUGUGGCUCCUGAUGCCCCUCGCCGUGGCCUGCGACCGGAGGCGGGAGCGGCAGCGGGAGGCGCCGGCGUAGCGGAAGGGAGCGAGGCGCCGCGCCGGCUUGCUCCAGGCGGGUCACGUGGACAGAUCGGCUGCGUGGCGAGACUUGCGACGCCAGGUGACGUCAGCUGGAACAGGUGAUUUGGUCAUGGCGUUCGAGUUACUUAAACAAGUCACUGGAGCUGUCAUAUGCACUCCUACGCGAGGCUUAAAGGGUCGAGAACACUGACCUCAAUCUGCCGCAAAAUACGAGGUCAGGUCUCGGCUGGAGGGUUCACUCGAGGUUUCACUCGAGGGUUCACUCCAGGGUUCACUCGCCUCGUCGGAAGGAACGGUUCGGCAGCUUAUUUUGUUCAGUGUUAUUGCUCUCGAUGUUAAGGCUUAUACACGGACAUUUAUUUUCCUAUGAAUAAAAAAGAUACAUAUUUGA